AUGUCAUCUCCCUCCACGCUGCCAUACCCUCCUCCUCCUCCUCCUCCUCCCUCCGGCUCUCGAACAGCCCAGUCCGUGUCUCGGCAGCAUCGCCGCUCAACCUCCGACACGUCUUUGACCCCGACUCGCCCCACCUCGGUCCCGCGUUCUACCAACUUUCCCUUCUCAUUCAUCCGGCCCUUUCAACCAAACCUCUCCUCCACGAGCCUUGUUCCUUCCACCGCCGAGGGCAAGCCCAUCCCUGUUGACGAUUCCACCGUCGAGAACCGCACCUCGGCCCUCCGAGAGCUCAACAAUAACUAUCCCAGCCGCCACAGGUACGAGAGGUCUACCGGCGCCGAGAACACCACCUAUUCGGAGCCCGUCAUUGUCCACAGCUACUACUCGCCGCUGCCCUCCCGACCCAUCAGCACGACGCACGGCGGUGUCCUCGUUACCGGUGGCGCCGGUACCGUGUCCCAGAGUGGGAGCUCGGCCACGGCGGAGCGACGCUUGCUGCCAUUUUCCGCCACUGUCACGACGGCCAGGAAUGGCAUGCUGAGUCGGAUGAGUCGUAGGCGUGAUAAGCGCUUCAGCGCUGCCGAGUCCGGGGGUGUCAAGCUGCCCCCGGUCGAGGCCUUCACCUUCAAGAGCUUCCUUGACAACAUGGAGACACAGGAAGACGGUGGUAGCAGCAUCAAUGCCGACCUGGACCGCAUUGCCGAGAUAUGUGCCAAGUCGAGGUACUCCUUGAGCAACCAGUACGAGGUCCACUACACACCCCAUGGCUCUGGCUCCUCCUUCUUAGGCGUCAACCGCGGCGGCGGCCAGGAUCCAGCCGGCCCGACGCUGCAGGCCGUGUCGUCAGAUGACGAGAGGAGCAUGAAGCACCAGAGGAGGCAGCAGCAACGCAGAGGCGUCAGGCGCAACAGCAGAGCCAUGGGCACCCUCGAGACCAUCAUGUCGUCCAGCCGGUCGUCGGACGAGGAAGGGUCCAAGAAGAGGUCAGCCGCCGACUUGGCCGACGAGGUCCGUGGCCGAGCCACGACCAAAGGCUCGGGAAGCACAUCCCCGGCGAGGUCUUCGAAAAGCACCGCCGCAGACAACCAGCAGCAGGACGAUGGGAACGAUGGUGCGUCGGUACACUCUCACCCUCUCAGGAGACGAUCUACCUCGCUCGCCCUCAUAGACAAUACCAAGCAGGGUAGCAGUUCUCAACAACAACAACAACAACAAGGAGGUAGUACCUCGGGAAAACCGCCACGCAACUCGGGCACGACCAUGCUCGUCGGCCAGCCUGUCCAGCCUCAAGCAUCGACCAGUCACCUCGAGAUCCGCACCACACCGCCCAAGAAGCGAACAAAGGAGACGCAGGGUGAUGACGGCCAGCAGGACGGCGCACCGACUCUUCCGACGAACCGUCAGACCCUAGUCAUCAGGAGCUCGGGAACUUUUCCACUCGCGGAAGCUGCCACCCCUAGAGAUGGCCUACUGACUGCCCUGACCGGCUGGAUCCCGUGGACGACAGCGUCGUCUGAUACGCCGGUCAACGCGUCGCCCGGUCGUGCAGAGGGCAGUCUGCGUGAGCUACUACGCACUUCGGACAGGAGUAAAUCUGAUGUUGGGGGUGCACUUCUCUAA
Molecule: messenger RNA, 1620 nt
Organism: Geosmithia morbida
Lineage: Eukaryota; Fungi; Ascomycota; Sordariomycetes; Hypocreales; Bionectriaceae
Exons: 1
Coding region: 1-1620 (539 amino acids)
Source: RefSeq, a predicted model, not a curated record